This is a messenger RNA of Malassezia sympodialis ATCC 42132, 1965 nucleotides long. It is a transcript of the gene SLY1, whose product is annotated as syntaxin-binding protein. NCBI's taxonomy places the organism in Eukaryota, Fungi, Basidiomycota, Malasseziomycetes, Malasseziales, Malasseziaceae. The record is from RefSeq and is a predicted model, not a curated record. Gene Ontology annotation, biological process: vesicle-mediated transport.
AUGCUGAAUUUCAAUAACCCAGCUUUUUCUCAUACGAGCUCUGCCGGACAGCAGGGUGACAAAAGCGGGCCGGCAGCGCCACCUGUGUGGAAGGUUUUGAUCAUGGACUCUACUAGCACAGACAUUCUUGCGACUAGCUUGCGAGUGCAGGAUCUUCGUGAAAAUGGUGUGACGUUGCAUCUGCAGCUUCACACCGAUCGCCCGGCCCUGCCGGACGUGCCGGCCGUGUACUUUGUGUCGCCCACGAGCGCAAACGUGGCUCGAAUCGCCAAGGAUAUUGGUAAUGGACUGUAUGAGUCUAUCUAUGUCAACUUCACAUCCGCCUUGCCGCGACCAGUGCUUGAAGAGUUUGCUCAGGCCGUCGCUAAAGGGGGGGGCGGCGCACAGGUGCGCCAGGUGUACGACCAGUUCCUUGACUACAUUGUGCUGCAGCCCAAACUUUUCCAACUUCUUCCGAAAGGUGUCGGUGCUCAGGGUGGUCAGACUUCGACGACAUACGAGCAGCUGCAUUGCUCCCAGAGCGAUCAGGAACAAGUCGAAAAAGAAACUGACCGUAUUGCGACAGGUUUGCUGUCAGUCAUGGCUACGAUCGGCACCAUCCCCAUCAUUCGUGCGCCGCGGGGGAGUGCUGCUGAAUUAGUGGCACGCAAGCUCGAAAGCAAGCUGCGUGAGCAGACGUCGGGCUCACGCAGCGCUACGGGCUUGUUUGCGAACAGAGGUGCGUCGGCCACGUGGACCAAAGAGCGUCCUAUUUUGAUCAUUAUGGACAGGCACAUUGACUUGGUUCCAAUGAUUGCCCACUCCUGGACCUAUCAGGCCCUUGUGUAUGACGUUCUGGCUACCAAGCUGAAUCGAGUGACUGUGCACGACGCCGAAAAGCCAGCCGCCUCUAAGCGCUCGUACGAUUUGGAUGCUAAGGAUUACUUCUGGGCGAAGAACGCAGAAAUUCCGUUCCCUCAGGUGGCAGAGGACAUUGACGAUGAGCUCAACAAGUAUCGGCAGGAAGCCAAUGAAAUUAUGCGCUCUACAGGUAUCAGCAGUAUGGAUGAAGUGGGGCAGCUGGAUGCAUCGUCAAAUGCAUCCCAUCUUAAGGCAGCUGUCACUGCUUUGCCGAAGCUGACGGCGCGUAAGCAGACCAUUGAUGCCCAUAUGAACAUCGCCACGGCCCUGCUACAGGGUAUCAAGACUCGAGGUCUCGAUGAGCUGUACCAAUUAGAGGAGGCAAUUGCUCGACAGAGCAAGGCGAGCAUCAUGGAGGCCUUGCAAAACCCGGCCAUUCAGAACGCCGAAGACAAAAUGCGCCUGUUCCUCGUGUACUAUUUGUCAACGCCUGACAGCGCGCUGAGCCGCAAAGAAGUGGAGGAUUUCGAGGCGCUACUGCAGCAACAGGGUGCGGAUCUGGCGCCCCUCCAGUACGCCAAAAAGGCGCGCGAAAUCAUGCGUUUCUCCCUUGCGGCUCCGACACCUGCACCGGUGCCAGGAGGCAACGAGCUGUUCAAGGGUUUCAGCUCAUUAAGCAGUCGACUCACGGACAAAUUGAAGGAUAGUCGGCUGGAAAAUUUGGUGGCGGGCGUGAAAAACUUUUUGCCAAUUCAGAAAGACUUCACGAUUACGCGCCUGGUCUCGUCGAUCAUGGAUCCUGCGAGUGCCAGCGCUCAGGCAUUGCAAGAGACGGACGAUUAUCUAUAUAUUGAUCCUCGGCAGCCGCGUGGCCGGGGUACCGGCAUGGCGCCAGGCGGCGCCAAGGCCCGGCAGCCAUUCGCCCAUGCUAUUGUGUUUGUCGUUGGUGGAGGUAGCCACGUCGAGUCCACCAACUUGCAGGAGUACGUGACUCGGUCAGUGGCAACGUCAGGCGGGAUCGCGCCGGGUACCUCGGCUCCUAGGCAAAUUACCUAUGGCAGUACGGAGAUCUUGACACCGUCGGGCUUCUUGCAAGCUAUGGCGAAAUUAGGUUCCGAGCCAUAG